Messenger RNA from Mytilus trossulus (common blue mussel), 8841 nucleotides. RefSeq names its product potassium voltage-gated channel subfamily B member 2-like. Gene Ontology annotation, molecular function: protein binding; delayed rectifier potassium channel activity. NCBI's taxonomy places the organism in Eukaryota, Metazoa, Mollusca, Bivalvia, Mytilida, Mytilidae. Gene Ontology annotation, biological process: protein homooligomerization; potassium ion transmembrane transport. Gene Ontology annotation, cellular component: voltage-gated potassium channel complex; membrane. The record is from RefSeq and is a predicted model, not a curated record. The transcript is spliced from 8 exons. Bases 366 to 3896 code for a protein of 1176 amino acids.
UAUGUCAACACAUGUAUUAUUAUCCCACAGCUGUUAGAAGAAAUUAAUUACUAUAUGUACAAGCAGUAGUUUAUGUUCUGAUAUUGAAAACAGAUUCCAGUCAUUUGAAGUUAUUAGUGAAACGAAUGUCUGGUUUGACGAAAUUCAUCAGUGACAGUAUAUUCUGCACUGAUUAUGAAAUCUAUUUGCAGUCAGCGACGCAAGAAGGAUUGUUUUAAAUUGUCUAUUUGGAGAAAAUUCAUAUUGAAAUUUGGACUACAAUUGUGAGUGUUAAUUGGAAACAUAUUCCAUGUAGUAAUGAUGCGUAGGAUUUGUAUAUCUAACAUACCUGGUGACCGUAUUUAGGAGAACUGUCAGUUGUCAGAAUGAAACACGGAGAUAAAGCUCAUACCAUGUUGCUGGAGAAUUUAAAAGUCAUUUCGGAACAUAGGAGGCGCUCUUUAGCGGCAAACGAAAAUUACAGGCGAAUGUCAACGCUGUCUUCCCCUCAUCAUGUGGGUAGUACAAGCUCAGGACAAGGGCGUGAAUCAGACGGAACAAGCAAUCUAUCAUCAAGAAGCGCCUCGAUACACUACGAUUCUAAAUGCAAAAGAGAUUCUAUUGCAUUUGAGCCACAGGGUUGUUCUGUAAACACAAACAAAUACCGACGGCAGCGGGAUACAUCAAAACCAGAAGUGAAAAUAAUACCUAAUCCAAAUUCAUUAUCAACGUCUGCAUUACCACCGAAUAGCUCUAUCACAUCGAUGCAGAUAGCUGUGGAUAUGGGGGUGACAGGAGAAGCUGGUACGGGAGCAUAUUAUCCGUAUAUAGAGAGUGGACCCCCGGACCCUAAUGCUAUAAUAAGGAGUAAGGAAAUUUCCAAACGUGUUGUGUUAAAUGUCGGUGGUGUUAAACAUGAAGUGUUAUGGAGAACAUUGGAUAGAAUGCCUCACACAAGACUUGGAAAAUUGAAAUUGUGUAAUACACAUGAAAGUUUGAUGGAAAUCUGCGAUGAUUAUUCAAUAGUUCAUAAUGAAUAUUUCUUUGAUCGACAUCCAAGGUCGUUUGCUUCUAUUUUAAAUUUUUAUAGAACAGGAAAGUUACAUCUUGUGGAAGAAAUGUGCGUGUUGUCUUUCAGUGAGGAUUUAGAAUAUUGGGGAAUAGAUGAACUGUACUUAGAAUCUUGUUGUCAACAUAAAUAUUAUCAAAGGAAAGAACAUGUUUACGAGGAAAUUAGAAAGGAAGCUGAGAGUUUAAGACAAAGAGAUGAGGAAGACUUUGGAAGUGGAAAGUGUUCUGCAUGGAGGUCAAAAAUAUGGGAUCUUUUGGAAAAACCUACAACUUCUAUGGCUGCACGUACUUUGUCAGAGAAAAUUUGGGCCAAGCUUUCACAGGUUGUUGCCAUUGUAUCCAUAUUGUUCAUCGUUCUCUCUACUAUUGCCUUAACUCUCAACACGAUGCCACAGAUGCAGAACAAACCUGGCAAAGACAACGAACAACUGGACAUAGUAGAGGCUGUAUGCAUAGGAUGGUUUACAUUAGAAUAUUUAGCAAGAUUUUGGGCAUCUCCUAAUAAAUGGAAAUUUUUCAAAGGACCUUUAAAUAUAAUAGAUCUUCUAGCUAUUAUGCCAUACUUUAUUAGUUUAGGGUUAACAGAAUCCAAUAAAAAUACAACAGAACAGUUCCAUAACGUUAGAAGAGUUGUACAGAUUUUUCGAAUAAUGCGAAUUCUAAGAAUUCUGAAACUAGCAAGACAUUCGACUGGGUUACAGUCAUUAGGAUAUACUUUACAAAGAAGUUACAAGGAAUUAGGAUUAUUAUUAAUGUUUCUAGCAAUUUCAAUUUUACUUUUUUCUAGUUUAGCAUAUUUUGCCGAAAAAGAUGUGUAUAAGACCAAAUUUAUCAGUAUUCCCGAAACAUUUUGGUGGGCUGCCAUCACCAUGACGACGGUCGGUUAUGGAGAUAUUUAUCCGACCACAGUCCCCGGAAAGAUCGUUGGAAGUGUUUGUUGUAUAUGUGGAGUAUUAGUUAUUGCUCUACCUAUUCCAAUUAUAGUAAACAACUUCGCAGAAUUUUACAAAGAUCAAAUGAGACGGGAAAAGGCGCUUAAAAGACGUGACGCAUUAGAACGUGCAAAACGAACCGGAAGUAUAGUGUCAUUUCAUUCUAUAAAUUUGCGUGAUGCUUUUGCUAGAAGUGUUGAUCUUUUAGAAGUUAGCAUAAACGGUAAUAGACAAACUCAGAGGAGAGAUAGCUGUGAUGGAUAUAGUGAUGAUGGGAAAGGAUCGGGAUCUCCGUGUGUAACCAAGUCUAGCACUGCCACUUUAAAAGCUAGAAAUGAAAGCUGUGAUACAAAAAGUCUUCCUGGCACUCAAAAACAAGGUACCUCUACUGCAACAGAAUCUACUGACGAUUGCCUAGAAAGAAUGGCGUCCUCACAACCUGCACUAAAUAUCAGCCAACAGGAACCAGUGCAAUAUCAACCUACUGCUGAUAACAAUAAUGUCACACGGUGCACAAUUGAAAUGAAGACAAUAGUACGACAAAACAGUAACACUAGUACAGAUACUUACAAUAGUUGUCUGACUCAACCACCGAAUAGUCCUCUUAACAAGUCGCCAGCAAGCAAGACCAAUAUUUUAUGUAGUCCUACAUGCAAGACAUUGUGUGGGAAAAUUUCUUCAAAUGCUCAACAUAAUUUAUAUAUAAAUCCUAUGGAUGACUCCGAUUCUGGUAUGGAAACUAUAAAUUCCGAAUUAAAUGACCUUACGGGUAUUUGUGGUAAAAGUACAUUCGAGAAAAAAGACUCUGAGCAGCCACUAGUUGUAAAUGCAUUUUCCGAUCCGCCAAUUAGCCAAUCGAACCAAGUGAUACAAAAAUUGAAUGAAGGUUUCACUACAACAUGGCAGCUAUAUCCAAAUUCCCAGCAAGAAGAUGUUAGGCCUGAAAUUAAACCGCCUAGCACUGUGCCACUUGGGAAUCCGAAAAGGUCGAGCCUUAAGAGACACAAAUCAGAGACCAAUGAAAAACAUCCUCAUUUUAGUGAUAUUAAAGAACGCAGCUAUUCAUCAACAGACAAUCUACACUCUGAGUGUACAUCUUCAAAAAACAAAAGUAUUAAAUUUAGGAAAGCUGUAUCUUUAGCUAGCAGACUUCAUUCUAGUCCUUCAACAGGACGAAAACUUGCAAAUUAUCACCUCAUCGCAAAUCCACAAUCAGGAACAUUAGAUAUGGUGGGCAGAGAGACAAAUACAAAAACAAGAAGCUGCAGUAGCUCUCCAUUAUUUGAACAGCCACCGGCAAAGAAAAAAUCAAUUUUGAAAAAGGAUGACCUUCAAAAUAAUUUUCGUUCGACAGAAAAAUCGACGAUAAACGAUGAUGACGUUUUUCUUCCUGACAAUAAUGUCAAUUUUCAACAAACACAUUCUAAUAUAUUUUCUGAAUUAAAUCAGAUUCCAGUUAAAGAUGGUAAUGACAACAGUGGAAAGUAUUUGGCGAGUCCUAGUUCUCAAAUAUCAACAGAAUUCACCGGAAGUCAGAGCAUCGGAGAUUUAGAAUUCAGUGACAGUAUGGCAAAUCAACAUAAAUUAUCAAAUUGGCAGUGUGAUGGUCAAUCGUGUCAGAACGAUACAAGUCCAUCGGAUAAUUUAGAUGUAGACGAAAGUAUAUUAGGCUCAAAUUCUUGUGAUCAUUCUCCUUCUGACAUGAGUUUUUCUUCUCAUAAUUUUAACAGGUUAUCUCCUCUUGACAAUGAAAACCUGGAUGCAAAAUCAAAUGCUGACCAAAAGGAUUUUAUAUAUUCCAACUCUAAUCAAAGUACCGUAGUACCUAUAGAUGCUUUAAUUAACAAUCUCAGUAGACAGCAUUCUGGAGAUAGUGGCAAGGACCAAUAUACGUCUGCGAAUGCAAGUGGGUGACGGAAUGUGUGUACUAGAAAUAGAUUUAAGAUAAAGCAACCUUGGGAUUUGGAAAUAAAGACAGAAAAGAGUACUUGAAAUGCAGAAAGAAGCAUUUGAAGUUCAGUGACUGAGAAUGGUCACAAGCAUUUGACUGUUUACUAUGGAAUAGUUAUAGGAAGGUUCAGCUCAGAAUAUGAGGUGUUUGAUCCCAUUGUCUCUGACCGUUUGCUUGUUGCGUCAUUGUAUUUUCGGCCAGUAUCAUACCAUUUAGAUAUCAAUAAUUUCUUUUUAAAAAAAUCUGUUCACAAAUCCUUAUUAGGUCAGAAAAUAUAAAAAGUACCAUUUGUAUAAGUCAGUUUCCAAAGUCAUUAAGGUUCAUUGAGGUUCAAUAAUGUUACACUUCUGAUUCUUAUUUUGAAACUAAUCACUGUUAUUUAUGAAGCGAGAAAACUUUGAUUUCAUUGUAAAUAUAAAAAAAACAUAAAUUAUACAUGUAUUAACUAAUCCUUUUCAUUACACGUUGAGCAAUGCAAAUUUUUCAAUAUUGGCGAAAUCGUUUAAUGAUGAAAAUGUGAAAUAUUGUUUUGGUACUUGAUUUUUAGUCAUUAGAUUGUCAUUGUUAUUGCCAAAAAUAUAUACCCGACAUGGCAUUUUGCAUUGGGUAAAGUAUGACCUUUUCUUUUUUGAGAAAGUGGCUGCUGAUAAUUUUUCUUACACAUCAUAAACGUCAUUUUAUUCUAGCAGUAAAGUUGGUAAAAUAAUCGCAUUUUUCAUAAUGUAAAUUAUAACUUUGGAUAUCGUACACCACUGACGUGAAAUAUUUUCGAAAGGCCAGUUAAUGGACCUUAAAAUUGGUUUGUAAUUAUGUAUUGAUAUAAAACCUCUUUUAUGAAAUGUGAAGUUGAUAUAAAGAAUAGACUAGAAGUCUAUUAAUAAAUUAUAAUGUAUCGUAUUCAUUUUGAAGAGUAAUAAUUUAAGUCUAUUGAUAAAUCAUAAUGGAUCUUACUCAUUUAAAGAAUACUAAUUUUGAAAUAACAGUGAAAAUCAAAUAACAGACAAUGAAUUGAACAAUCGUUAAGAUACAAUGUGUAUGAAUUCAUCAUACUUAAAUAUUUAUAAAAUGUCCCAAACCUUUAUAGAUUACUCAUUUCAAUUGAACAUGACGAUUGUUUUUUCUUCCUCAAGGCUGGGGCAUAGUGAUAUUCUAGUACGAUGAUUACCACGAUUAUCAGAAGAAUAAUACCCAUUUAAUUGUGCUUGAUUGAACAUACUUUUGUGAACCUUUUAUCUUUAAAAACCACUGAAUAGUAAAAUUACUCUUUUUCAUGUUGAAUUUGUAUGAAGUCUCCUACACCGCUAUUUAUAUAUCCUACAUUAAUAUUAUUCUUGUGCAAUUUGCAUAAUUUACAUUAGAUUAAUAUAGAGCUUGUAAUGACAGUUAAUUAUAAAUUCUACAUAAAUGUCAUCGGUUCAAUUUUUGUAUCGUUUAAGGAGAACAGUAUGGCACGCUGCAUUGAUAUUUAUUCAACAACUUAAAUGUCUUUUUUCUUUAUUAGAUAUCUUUACUUUCAGAAGAUGUCUUUAAAAAUAUUUGUAAGAUAUCUCAACUGUUCGAUAUGUUAUAGAUUAAGGCGACAGUAGUUCAUCGAUCUUCAAAUAUCGUAAAUCGAGUAAUAAGAAACAAAACUUUUUUUUCUAGAUAUAUUUAAUAUUUAACAGGAUUUGUGUAUAUUAGAUAUAAUUUACAGUUUAUACAUAUCUUAAAUAUUUAAUGAUAUAUCUUUUUAAUUUAAAAAUAUAUCUCAUAUAAAAUACAGGCUAAAAAAUAUGUAAUAACAAAAGAAAAAUAUCGUUUUAAAUAUGAUUAAAGUUUUAAGAAAAGGACACAUGUUAUUUGGAAUGAUAUAUAUCUUUGAUAUAUUUUCGAAUUAUGACAAAGAUUUUUGAUGAAUUUAUAUAAUACCUUGCAGAUUUUAUAAGAUGUCGAAUAAAGUAUUGUUAAGAUAUCUUAAGGGAAUGGGGAAUGUGUCAAAGCGACAACAACCCAACCAUAGAGCAGACAACAUAUUAGGAUAUAAUUUAAAAGUAUCUCAUAUAAUAUUUAGUAUAUCUAAUAUCUUAUAAGGAAAGUUUAUAUGAUCAGUAAAGUUAUAAAGGUGUAUCUAUUGGAAUAUAAGACAUAUUAAAUUUUGAAUACAUAUGAGUAUAGCGUGCCAGUGACUAUGCGGUGCUAAGUUAGUGUGCUUAGGAAUACUUGUUUUAUUGAACACCGUUAUACAACAAUGCCUUUAUUCGUAUUAAAAAAUCUAGUCCAAGUUAAAGAGGGAAAAUACUGCAUAGCUAGAAUAUAAUAUAAGUUUUUCGGUAUAAUUCUUAAAGAUAUUGUUGUCAUUACCAUUACUGAUUAAUACAUUUUAUAUUAAGAUCAUUUGUUACGAUCUAGAGCCUUCUCUUAAAUUUUUGACAGAACAAUAGUAUAUUGAACACUUGCCUGUAGUCUGAUUGUGAUUUUUUUUAGCUGUGAUAUUAUAAAUAAAACCAAAUAUAUGAUGGUUUAUGAAAAUAGGAUGGAUUAUUAUAAGUUUGUUUUGAACAAGUGAUAUGAAAAGUUGUUGCUGAAAGUUGCCAGCUGUUAUAUAUAUAUAUGUUAUGAAAUAUGAUUUUCCAUUACAAUUCUACGACGAUGGUCGAUUUCAAUUCCUAGACAUAGAAAUACACAUUUGCCUUAUUUUUUAUUUUUUAUUUAUAAAUUUUAAUCAACUAGGUUUUUUAUAUUUUGAAAAGCAUGUUAACAUUUUGUUAUAAAUUUGUUUUGUUAAUUAAUUUAAAGAUAUGAUGUGUUUCGCUUGGGUUUUUUUUUUUUUAAUUUUUAGUUCACUUUCCUUUUUUUACUCGACCUCGUCUCGUUACCAUUUGUUUUGAUUGUUAUGUGAUGCUACCACCUUUUUGUCUCUUGCACUACUGUUGUUAUCUUGUAUAUAAAUGUUUUUGUCUUCCUGUUAUAUUCCUUGCCAUUUCAUGAUUUUUUAUAACUUCCUUUCGAUGAAAACGUUAUUUACACGUACUUCAUAUGAAAUGUAAAUCGAGAAUAUAUAAGGAAGAAUUACUUCAUUACUAUUCGGUAUGAGCGAAAACGUUUUAUCUAUUGAAUAGCGUGUCUUGUUGACGUUGUAUACAGUCGUCCUUGUUAAGUUUUAUGAUGAUAGAUACUACAAAACAGGACAGGAAAAUUAUGUUAUUCUCUCCAGUGUAAUACAAUUCAUUUAUUUGCAUCAGUGCAUUUAUUUUAAUGCAAUUCUUACUCGACAGUAUAUCAGAUGAUUCCAACACCCUACAUAGUAGCUAUGCAAUUACUAUUUCUCUCUAAGAAUAGCUCUCUGCUCAGUCAAACACAUAAGGAUGACGAAUUUUGUUAAUCCUGGGUUUUUUUCAAAUCUCAACUGAUCUGUAAAUAUUUCGAUUAAAAAUAAUCAAGAAUUGUGGUCAAAAGAUACGCUUUGUAUAAUAAUAAUAAUGCGUGCUCUAUUCACAACCUGAUGAGUUCACUUAAGCUAUUUAAAUGCGUUUCAUUACAAUUUAAAUCUAUUUUACUAACCUUUUGCAAGGCAUCAUGUAAACUAUUCCUGGACUUAUUGCAAAAUGUUAUUCUCUUUCAGUAAGUGUAAAUUUAAGCAAUGAAAAGUUUUGCAAAUUAAAGAUUGAAAGCUGAAACUCGUUCCAAGAAACAUCAUAUAUUGAAUAUUUGUUUAUGCUCCUUUGAAAUAUCGAAUUCGUCUAAACUGGACCAUAAUACGGUGAUAAAAUUCUACCACGGUCGGCACAUUUGUUCAACGCCGAACGAUGUAUAGAUAAGUUAAUGUCUAUAAUUAACGGACAACAACAUACUUAACAACUUGGAAUCCUUUAAAUACAAAGAUUUUAAUUGUUUUUAAAUAAGUAACCAUGCUAAACAUACUUCUUCGCGACACAAUUGGUUAAACCAUUACAUGUUAUGUUUAUUACAUGAAUCAUAACUUCAACAAUAUAGUUGUAAAUGGAUAGUCAGCUAUUCAGAAAUUGUCAUGUUACUGUUUUACUUUUGUUGGUGGUAAUUCAUACAUAUCGUUAAAAUUAAAUACAUGUUCAAGAUGCGAAUAGAAUAUGUCAAAACAAAUUCUAUAUGAUGAUAAGUACGAAUUCUUGUAUCAAUACACAUUCAUUUCGUGUUUUAUUCGUGUCAUUUUCACAGAUUUAUAACAGAUUGUAUUACAUAUAACUUUUGAUUUACAGAUAUUGUUAUUUAAUAAUAAAAAGUAUAUCUGUUAAAGGACAAUAAACCUAGAAAGUACGUUGCUUGUUCCUCUGGUUCAGACAUUCUUGCAAACGCAGAUUUUGUUUUACGGUUUUACGCUCGUGAAAGUUUAGAUAUAAUAUUGGUUUCACGAGAAUGUUGACAAUCAACUAGACAUUGCUGAUUAGAAUAAUAAUAAAUACUUUUUGGAAAAGUUUACAAUUCAUUUUUUUUUCGUAUUCACAUCUAGAUAUAUGUAUGUAUACCUUAAUAAAAAUUAAAACAUGUGUUUGACGGUUAAAAGCAAUGUGGUAUAGGACAACCUUGUCAGAAACAUGAGAGUAUUUACCAAAUAAAUGAUAGUCGAGUUUAUAUACUUUUAAUUGAAAAAAACAUUAUGUGGACAUUAUCAAACUGUAUAAAAGUGUAUAACAUAACCAAAUAUUGUAAAUGGUUUACAUAUAGCAUCUUUUCAUUGAAAUCAAACAAACUUUUUUUCUAGUACCAAAUUCUACAUUCGUUCUUAAAUUAGAAAUUUUUACCUUGCAUUAUUAUUAAAUAUUUAUUAUUGUUAAACUUAGUGUGUUUUAUAUAUGUGAGUUUUUUACUAUUAUUGAGUAACAUUGUAAUGAAAAUACAAGUUAGGUCAUUGAAGAUUUAUUCUAGACACAUAAAAUUUAAUGAAAGAAUGAA